AUGGCCCCCAACGUAUUGCCAGGCGCGUACGGCGCCCUAUUCCUUUGGUUGGAACCAGUAUCGACAGUCGCCCCCGCUUUCUUGACUUGGUUCUUCCCGGGAGUUCGAUGGUUCCACCAUCAGCUUAUACCUUCAUCUGCGCCAGUACCUAGUAUCCUCGACGCCCGCUCCACUAUGGCCAUAUUUCAGCUAGUAAACUGUUACAUGCUCCUGGGGCUCCUCGAGUCCUUGGGCUUCCGAGCUGUGAAAGAUGCUCUUCCAGACAAUCCAAAGGCACAAGAACGUAUCAUCGGUGCAAGUCUAUUUGCCAUGGCUGUUGCAGAUGUAACUCACAUCAUGGCGAGCUUCAUAGGCUUGCCGGAUGAUCUCAAGUAUGACUUUGCCUCUUGGAAUCCAAUGACCCAUGGCAACAUCAGCUUUGUUGUCUUCCUACUGGGGAUGAGGAUUGCCUGGUUCGUGGGUGUGAGUCGGAAGACUUAUUACUAUGGAAAGCAUGCCACGAAAAUCGAGAAGGAUUCAAAAGCUUCAUAAGGCCCCGGCCCUUCUACAGAAGCAAUGUUUAUAUCCUCUGUGUGUGCUUUCACAUGCUCCAUGCUGUUUUUUGUGGGCUCAGUUGAAUAUAUGUUAUUUGAAUAUCAGUUU
Stereum hirsutum FP-91666 SS1 is the source of this 642-nucleotide messenger RNA. RefSeq lists its product as uncharacterized. The coding region runs from base 1 to 531 and encodes 176 amino acids. The record is from RefSeq and is a predicted model, not a curated record. The transcript has 6 exons. NCBI's taxonomy places the organism in Eukaryota, Fungi, Basidiomycota, Agaricomycetes, Russulales, Stereaceae.